Echinops telfairi (small Madagascar hedgehog) is the source of this 2171-nucleotide messenger RNA. It is a transcript of the gene DYNC2LI1, whose product is annotated as dynein cytoplasmic 2 light intermediate chain 1. The transcript is spliced from 12 exons. The record is from RefSeq and is a predicted model, not a curated record. NCBI's taxonomy places the organism in Eukaryota, Metazoa, Chordata, Mammalia, Afrosoricida, Tenrecidae. Gene Ontology annotation, cellular component: ciliary basal body; axoneme; cytoplasmic dynein complex. Gene Ontology annotation, molecular function: dynein heavy chain binding. The coding region runs from base 1 to 1041 and encodes 346 amino acids. Gene Ontology annotation, biological process: intraciliary transport involved in cilium assembly; intraciliary retrograde transport.
AUGGAGGAGAGAGGGGGCCCCAAACCCCUCUGCAGAGUAUCUAGUCAGAUUAAAGCCACUGGCAGGUCCCCUCUGGACACAGGCAAGGGUCUUGAACAGGUUUACUAUCAGGGGAAAACUACGAUUAUCCUAAGGUGUCUUGACAGGGAUGAGCCGCCCAAAGCAACCUUGGCUCUGGAGUACACGUAUGGGAGACGAGCCAAAGGGCAUAACACACCAAAACAUAUUGCUCACUUUUGGGAACUGGGUGGAGGAACAUCUUUACUGGACUUAAUCACCAUACCAAUUACGAGUGACACCUUAAGGACAUUUUCCAUUGUCCUUGUUUUGGAUCUUUCAAAGCCUAAUGACCUUUGGCCCACCAUGGAAAAUCUAUUGCAAGUCACAAAAAGCCACAUCGACAAAGUGAUCAUGAAACUGGGAAAGACACACUCCAAAGCAGCUUCUGACAUGAGACAGAAGAUGUGGAGCAACCUGCCGAAGGACCAUCCGGAUCGUGAAUUGAUUGACCCAUUUCCAAUACCCCUGGUUAUAAUUGGCAGUAAAUACGAUAUUUUUCAGGACUUUGACUCUGAGAAGAGGAAGAUCGUAUGCAAGACCCUUCGCUUUGUUGCGCAUUCCUAUGGAGCGUCGUUAAUGUUCACCAGUAAAUCAGAGGCUUUAUUACUGAAAAUACGCGGCGUCAUCAACCAGCUGGCAUUUGGCAUUGACAAAAGCAAAUCAAUAUGUGUGGAUCAGAAUAAGCCACUGUUUAUCCCAGCAGGAUUGGAUUCUUUAAGUCAAAUAGGAGCUCCACCUGUUCCUGACAAUGAUAUUGGAAAACUUCAUGCCAGUUCACCAAUGGACCUAUGGAAAAAAGUGUAUGAAAACUUCUUUCCGCCAAAGAAUGUCAACACGCUAAAAGAUAUCAAGGACCCCGCCCGCGACCCUCAGUAUGCUGAAAGUGAAGUUGAUGAGAUGAGAAUUCAGAAGGAUCAGGAGCUUGAACAGUACAAAAGAAGUUCUUCCAAGUCCUGGAAACAAAUUGAGUUUGAUUCUUGAACCAAACUUGUGUGUUUAUUUCCUCUCUCCCCAGUACAAGGAAGAUUGCUGUAUGGUUAGCUGUUAGGGUAAUGUGUAGAGAAAGUUACGAUGAGCAGACUGUUCACAGAAAGGCUGAACUUCCUGUACUAGUGCAACACUCCGGCUAAUUCAGAAUGUCUAGAAAAGGCAGUAAUUGUGUAACAACAGGAUUAAAAAAGAGCAUCUUCACACUACCUCUAAUGUGCUUUAAAUGACGAGCACUCGGCUCGACGUGUCCAAGCUUCUGCUGAUCCGAAUAAGCAUGUGAAAACAAGAGCAUUUGCUAAUUGUUUUGUAUGUAGAGUUACGUGUGCACCUGUGGCUGUAGGUACACCUGAGCUGGGCUCACUUUCACAGGUGUCAUGAUUGAUAUUAUUCUCACACUGAAGUACACAGAGCACCUGGAAUCCUUAUGUAAAAUAUACAUUCCUGGGUCUCCACACGGAGAGAUUCUGAAUCCGAGGGUCUGGAAUAGGGCUCCGUGCUCUGCCUCUUUCGUCAGCACACCUGAUGAUUCUGACCUAGCGAAGUACCAUGGUCGGCAGGACAGGAGACUUUCUGUCAAGAAGCAGGCUCAAACUUCAAGGGAUGUCAUUUGCUCUGUGCACUUCCAUUUUACAUGUAAGAUAUGUUAGAGUGCUGGUUUUAAAUUUGACCAAAAUGAAAAAUAUACAACGGUUUAUUCUUGCCAGUUCUUGUGGGUGAUGGUCUUAAUAGAUGCCUGGGAAUUCCUGAUAGUGUGUUGUUAAUGUCGUACAGAAAGAAGUCCUGUAAUCUCAUGAGAACACCUCUACUGUGCUCUAGACCACCAUCUCACUGCUCAGUGAUAGUCAAGAUGCUGGACAGGGUUAUGUGUUUGUGAAGCUGAGUUAUAAUGGCAUGUAUCCUAACAGGGCUAUUUUGUAAGUAUAUGUAAAAUGCUCCUAUUAAUAUGAAAUGCGCUGUCAUAAGAGGAUUAUGAUUCAUCUUUGACAACUAUAUUCUUCAUCAGAAAUAUGUUGGUUAAUAACAGAAAUAGUCUUCAUCCUUAAAUGUGUUAGCAGACAGUGUAAAAUAUGAACAUAAAACUAAUUUCUAAAUUAAAAAUAAAUAAAUGUUUUGGGUUUGUU